Doryrhamphus excisus (bluestripe pipefish) is the source of this 6738-nucleotide messenger RNA. RefSeq names its product claudin-20. Gene Ontology annotation, cellular component: bicellular tight junction; membrane. NCBI's taxonomy places the organism in Eukaryota, Metazoa, Chordata, Actinopteri, Syngnathiformes, Syngnathidae. Gene Ontology annotation, molecular function: structural molecule activity. The record is from RefSeq and is a predicted model, not a curated record.
AGUGGAGAGAGUGAGGGGUGGGGGGCGAUCGAGAAUAGAGAGAGCGCAAGUGCACCGCGGCUCUUCCUCCCAGCAGGCUCCGGUCCAGCCUGUGUGGUCUGUCGGGUUGGGAUGUGUUCUCCUCCGCUGUUGCUAAGGAGAUGGGUGGCUCGAACGGAGCCGCGGACCGGGCUGAAUCGUCCACGUCGCCCCCUCAACAGUCUGCCGUCGUUGUGUGUGCGUGUGUGUUUACCGGAAUUAUUGCGAACAACGUGACGCGUCAGCGGCAGCUCUGCAGCACCACCACCACCACCACCACCACCAGCAGCAGCGGUAGCAGCAGCAACGGCGGCCAGGUCCAGUGGAGCUGCAGCCUAAGAGCUGAGGAGGCGAGGAUUUGACUGGGAACUGCUACACGGGCCAAGAAAAAGGGCGAGAGAGACGUGGCUGGACAAGAAGGGGCCGGCGAAUGCUACCCCCGAGGAACGUCGGCUGAGGCUUGAAAAGCGAGCAUGGCAUCAACAGGCAUGCAGAUAUUUGGAUUUGUGCUGGCGCUACUGGGCAUCAUGGGCGCCAUGGUGGCCACUCUGCUGCCCAACUGGAAGGUCAGCGCCGAUGUGGGCUCCAACAUCAUCACAGCCAUCUCCCAGAUGCAGGGACUGUGGAUGGACUGCACGUGGUACAGCACGGGAAUGUUCAGCUGCACUCUCAAGUAUUCCGUACUUUCACUUCCCGCGUAUUUGCAGACUGCCCGCACGACCAUGGUGCUGUGCUGCGUACUGGCGGCCAUGGGCCUUUGCCUUGCAUCUUUGGGACUCAAGUGCACGCGCUGGGGAGGGGGGCGGCGUUCCAAGCGGCAUGCGGCCAUUGCUAGCGGCGGCUGUUUCGUGGCCGCCGGGUUCCUGUGUCUGGUGCCUGCUUCCUGGUUCACCAACGAGGUCAUCACCAACUUCCUGGACUCCACUGUGCCCGAGAGCAAUAAGUUUGAGCCUGGGGGGGCUGUGUACGUGGCCUUUGUUUCUGCGGGAUUCCUUCUAAUGGGGGGGUCCAUCUUCUGCAUGUCUUGCUCUGGGAAGCGGCACGGCCCGCAGGACCUGGUCCUGCUCCCCCCGCCUGACAAAUUGCUGCUGCAGCAACAGCAGCAACAGCUGCUUCAACAACAAGAGCUCCAGCACCAGUAUUGCUCUCUCUCCCCGUUGGACAAUAAGACUGGCUAUAGCCUGCAGGACUAUGUGUAGGAAGGCAGCGUUGUGUGUGUGCACUAGCGGACGGAGGGGGUGGACUACCAUGGCUUAUGCUACAAGAGUAGGAUGCGCUUCGAACAGGUGGGGAUAAUAUGAAACGAAGAGUAACCAGCCCCUGCUCCUAUCUUUUUUUUUUUUCUUCCUGUUUUGCAAGCACAAGCAGUGGAGGUAAUCCCUGAGCAGCACCUUGGAAUAAACAGAGUGAAGGUAUCACAAGCACGGAUGAGGUGCUGCACAAUCGAAGGGAGCCGCUAACCAAAUGCAAGACAUCCUUCAUCGGUAAAUCACUAAGAGGGUUCCCUGGGGAGUGGAUUAAGCAAAUAAAGAUUUUUUUUUCCUCACCAAAGGUUGAAAAUGGAAAAAAAAAAGCAAUCACUUAGCUGCUAUUUACAAUCGUUUGGAGCUCUCUCAAUUGACAACAAAUGCAGUAGGUUGAAGUCUUUUUCAAAAAACGGCCAUAUUUUUGUUUGCUGUUGCAGUGACGUUGAUGUCUCGCCUCUAAGCAUGCGGUGUGGAGCUUGUCUUGUGUAUUAAUACAGCGCAAUGCCCGGUAGGAGUCCGAGACAUAGCCACGCGAUAUGCCUGUGCCUGAAAAACGAUGUAGAGAUAUUGGCGUGCUGUAAGUGUUCAAUGAGGAAAGAGGAGACGAGGGCUGCUGGGCAGGAUUUGAAAAAAAAUGUAGACCAACAGAUACCUGCUUUCCUCUCGGCAGGUGUGAGAGACGGAAAGAAACAAACGGCAAAAGAAAUUGAAUUGAGUGGAGUGGACUAUGUGGGAGUGGGCUGUUUUCAUAUUUCCAUUUCAGGCAAAAAAAACCACCCUGUCGGUAAACUGUCCAUUCCAGCCAAUAUAACCAUUCCACACAUGGACACCAGUGCCCAGUCACACAUACACACGCUCACUCCAACAUAUGUUUUUGUGAGUGUCCUUGUAGACACAGUAAACACAAACGCUUGCUUCUGUGUUUUUGCCCCUGCCAUCCUCCUCCACAGCACCAUGGAAACCAAAUUAUUGUCUGAGAGCUGCAGCUUGUCAGCCAAGUGAUUUGUUUAUAGUGGGACAUCUUUUUUUGUGUGUCUCUUCCCAUUGUUCCAUAAGCUUCAGUCAGAACCUCUGUGCACACUACUUAGCCUAAUCCCCUUUAUUAGCCAGUGAGAAGAAGCAGCAUCCACAUUAAAGGGUUAGCAUUUAGGCACAAACACGAAGCUCGUUAUAUGACAGGUAACUGAAAAAGGUUGGAGUCAUUCUCCAUAUCUGACUUGUUUUCCAACCGCAUCGGCAUUGAGUCUGCAUCCACAGAAGCUCUCAGUGUCUUAAAUAGGAGCCACUUGACUGCUGCUUGUCAUUCAUACCUGUCACAAUACACCAGCACGCGCUCCCCUCUUUACCCAUUUCCGUCACACAUCACGUGGCAGUGAUCACUGACUGGAGAAUGCUGAUGCAUGUUGAAAGCAUGACCCUCCAACCCCCCUGCAUACACACAUAACUCCCACCUACUCAAAUGUCACGGGCAAUGUUGCGCUUUCACACGUUCCCGUGCUAGUUUUUUGCGUCUGCUCUUUUCUAGAGAAGAAGGAGGGGAGGGAAUAUUGGAUUUGUGAUUGAGACAGGCUUUGGCUGUGACGCAAAAAGGACCGCACACUUCCCUCCUUCUCUCUCAUAAACACAUAGCUUCCUGUGGGGGGAGCAGAUGGCUAAGCCCAGCUUGCCACCUGCAGGCCGAUGCCGGCACACCACAAGGCGACACUGUGAGCAUCAUCUCCAGUCCUGGCAGCCCUCAGGGGCCAGGUUUCUACACCAUCUUGCCCCAGCAUCUCCAACAGAGCUGGUGCGCUCACAAUAACUCAGUGCCCAGGCACCAGAACCAAUGCAAUAAACAUAAAAAUGCUAAGAAUGUGCCAUGUCAUCGACUAAUACUGACAUUUUUGUGUUUCAAGAAUGUGCCAAAUACUGUAGUCUCAUGAUGACGCAUUUUAUUACUAUUUUGACUCCUUUAUCUUUAUUUUUUUAAACGUGUCGUUUGUACACGAAUUGUACAUUAGCGAAUGUUUUAUGGAUUUGUUCAGCCAGACUAAGUCUGAAGUCAACGAGAUGCUUGUGUGCAGUCCUAGGCAGCUUUCGAGGGUUAUUUCAAAUCCUCUUUAUUCCUGAUUUCCCAAAGCACAGUGAGAUUCACUAAGCCCGAGUGUGGGGAGGACUUGAGGGUGGUAUUUUCUAAACGAAUAUAUUUAUUUCAGGAAUAUCCAAAGCUCUGUGGUAACUGUACACAAGUGUCUAGGUGUUUGUUUAUGCUGAGGGACUUAGCAUUUCCUCAGAGUGUUCGAAUAGACGAUACAAUACCAUGACCACGCCAUAUCUUCUUUAUAAGAAGAGUACUCAAAUGCACCUUUUUUGUGUUACUAUUUUGAGAGUAGUUUGUUUCAAAUGGUUGAGCAUUUCAAGCUCCCUGCACCAGUACAAACACAACACAAGUGGCACUCUGGAAGGGGGGGAAAAAAAAAAAAAAAAAAAAAAAAAAAGGAAAUGUCUGACCGCUCCAGCAGGGCUAGCGGUUCCUCUCUUUUGUGUCUGUGCAGCUUGAUAUCAGCACGCAAUUUCAUUAGCUUAGAAACGGCCCGAGUGCAAAGUGGUCCUAAGAGUUACAAACGUGCAUAGAAACUGUACCGAGAUAUUAUCUUUUUGAUAAAACCGCAGCUUAUUUUUGUGGAUGCUUUAGCACUUCUUACUUUGCCAGAGCAUAUUUGUGAUGAAGAGCAGCUCACAAGUUCUGAUACAGUUGUCUCAAUGUGCUUGUGCAAGUAGUUCUAUUUUUUACCAAUAAAACUAUUUUAUGAAAACAACACGCCUGCUGGGUGUAUGUUACGUGUGUGUAUAAUAACUGUGAAGAUGGGAGCUACCAUUCCGUUGCCAAAUGUGCAGAUUGUUGGAUGGUACAAAUUGUACUGACUGCAUCCGACCAGCCAGGCUGCUAUUACGCAGCACCCGGGGGAGACGUGGCAUUGGUUUGACUGUAUGCAUCCAUAAAACAUCGCCAUGUGCAAAUGGGUUUUGAAGAAGGAAUUCUUCUCUUAAUGUCGCGCCCAAGCUCACCCAGCCAUUCCUCACCGAGAUGACAGCAUGAAUAAUAACCUUCCUGAGAGUUAAAGGGAACUGGACUCAGGAGAUUAAUUUUUUAUUUGUCCCAUGUAAAGCCAUUUGAAGUACCUUGAAAAUGAGUUUAUUAUGACAAUAAUAUAAAAAAAUAUGAUUGGACGGUAGGGUCGGGUUUAAUGGCAACACUCUUAAAUGUGUAAUUGUCAAAUGUAAUAGAUGCCAUAUAUCACGUCCAACAGCGUAAUAUUAGGAAGUGAAGGAGAACCCAAACAUUGGCAACACUAGCGUAGUUAUGUAAGCUACAGUGCAUUUUUUAAACAACAUUUUAACAGCAACAUUAUGCUGGGAAGUCCAUUCACUGAAAACAAGCUCCCACGUUUAUACCUGACCGACCAAUAGUUGGCAAAGCUCCAGGCAUUAGUUUAGGAUAUGUAGCGAAGCCUGAUUUUUAACAAUGCUUUCAUUAAUUGGUGGGCAAACACAUCACGUAGCUAGGGCCUGGUCAGAAGUGGUAUCAUGUCUAUGAAGAAUGAGAUUUUUGAAUUGAAAUUGAAAUCAUUUCUGUCAUAUGUACUGUCAUUUCCGAUAUAUAACCCGCUACUUUUUUUGUCAUGCCACAGUGACCCUCAUCAUUAAUGAUGUCUGAUACUACGGUUUCCGAUUCAAUACCGAGUAAAAUUGAGUCUGGUAUCUGCAAUACCGAUCCGAGAGCAUAGAGAAUCAAUUUAGGAGAUUAAGUAUCUGGUAUGAGAGGUAUCGAUAUUUCAGUACUAAUCCACACAUCAGUACUCAUGGUGGAGAAUAGAGGUGUGCAUGUGAUGUGGAUUUCAGGUUGAAGGCAAUCAAUCAAGUUGCUUUUGCAGUGUCGGGAGGUCCACGGUUGUCGGCGGGUUUCAGAAGGCUGGACAAGACAGCACAAGCUUGAAGGCUGUUUGGCCUUGGGUCGGGGGUGACGCUGGUAGCGACAACAAAGAAAGUAGAGAGACCAAUCGUGUGUGUGCUGAGGGAAUUGUGGACGACUUUUAGUUCCCAGGCGGAGGGCAAAGACAUUAGUGGCUGACUUUUCUAGUAGGCUACUGUUUAACCAGCCAUAUUACACCCCACUGUUCGGAAAAAAACAGAAAUUGACUUAAAAGUUAAAAACAAUAUUUUCUGUGUUCUAUAAAUAUCCCAUCUUACGAUGUGGACACCUAAAGACUGGUGUGGCCUAUAUGUCUACAAACCUACUUUUCCUCUAUAGUGCAGAAAAACAUAACAAAUGCACGUUGACAAGGGCAGUUAGAGCUUCCACUGCAAAAUGGUGCAAUAAUAUAACAAGUAACAUGCCACAAUAUGUAGCUAGAGAAUAGUAAACAUAUACAUUGCAUGUUUAAUGAUGAGGAGAACAAGAAAACUGUGGAAACCAUGUCAGUAAUUAUGAACGAUGCACAGCUAACUAUAGAACAGAGGUAGGGAACCUAUGGCUCGGGAGCCAGGUAGGGCUCUUUUGAUGACUGUAUCUGGCUCUCAAGCAUUUCUUACCACAAUAAAAAAUUAUUUUUGCUAACAUUUUAAAGUAAACCAUCACAGAAAUGACUGUUAAAAAUAAUAUUCAAAAUUAACAACUUUCUUAUGCAUUUUAAUCCGUCCAUCUAUUUUCUACUGCAAUAUGGCUGACAAUAUCCAUCUUUCUUGAAGAUAUUUUCCAGGUCAAACACCAAAACUCGAUUAUUAUUGGAUAAGGCGGUAGUCUACCUUGGUCAUUGAGAUGUCAACAUGUAAAUGUAGACUUUCCUCCUUUAGUCAAAUAGUCGCCUAGCUAAAGCUGCAGAACCAAGCCUUCUGGCAAAGAUGGCCAAAAGAAUUAAAUAUACGGAGUACGGUGCAAAACUAUGCAGCAGCAGAAGUUGUAUUAAUGGCAACAAGUAUUUGAUUUAUUGUUGGACACUGCGCUGCUCACGAAAGUGUGCUGGCCACACCCCAUUGGCGUGGGGUAGUGUGCCUGGUCUACGUAAUUGGAGCCCAUUAUAUCUAAAACUGUUGGUCUUACAUAAAAAUGCACACAUUUUAUUUCAUUCAAUGUUUAAAAAAAUGUAUAUGGCUCUCACAGAUACACAUUUUAAAAUAUCUGGCCUUCAUGGCUCUCGUAGCCAAAAAGGUUCCCGACCCCUGCUAUAGAAGCUGCAUAUACUGCAUACAAGUGAAGCAAAGAGAAGACACAAUUUACAUAAUAAUGUGGUAUUACUUUUCAUGUUAUGUUUACUGCUGUUUUUAUUGCUGAGAAAGGGCAGAGUUGCAUGAUAGAUGCCUAGUACAUUAUGCAGACCUGAUUUAUUACUUCGUACAGCCGUCAUACUUUAUUAUUGAUUAUUAUUAUUAUUAUUAUUUUUGCUUUUUGUAUUAAUUUUAUGAUUGGAAUGCUUUGCCUAAAUAAAUACCUUUU